This is a messenger RNA of Camelina sativa (false flax), 693 nucleotides long. Lineage: Eukaryota; Viridiplantae; Streptophyta; Magnoliopsida; Brassicales; Brassicaceae. The record is from RefSeq and is a predicted model, not a curated record.
AUGGAUAAGGAUAUGGCUCCCAUUUCAGCGUCAAAUAAGACUUUGGUCACCCUGGAUCUGUUUCCGUAUGACAAGCCACAUGAUGAUUCCGAAGAUGCGUCAGACAAUAAGCAAACCGAAGAAGACAUAAACCUGGCGCCACAAUGUCUCAACAAAUCUAACUCUCUACACCGAUCCAUGGACCAUCAAGAAGGAAUUGACCAGAAGCAGGUAGUCGAAGAAGGCCCUGGAUUAGCAGUCAACGUGUAUGAUGAAGACACUGAUACUAUGCACAAGCUGGUUCUUAAGAAAUGGCCCAAGUGUCUAAGCUAUAUUCUCGGCAGUGCAUGGCGUAGGGAAUUCGUCGUGAGAAGAGAUUUGAAGAUAGGCGAUGUGGUUGGAAUAUAUUGGGAUCCUUAUGAGUCGAAGCUUCACUUUUGUGUGCUUUCUCGUUCACCCAUAAAAGAGGUAGUCGAAGAAGGCCCUGGAUUAGCAGUCAACGUGUAUGAUGAAGACACUGAUACUAUGCACAAGCUGGUUCUUAAGAAAUGGCCCAAGUGUCUAAGCUAUAUUCUUGGCAGUGCAUGGCGUAGGGAAUUCGUCGUGAGAAGAGAUUUGAAGAUAGGCGAUGUGGUUGGAAUAUAUUGGGAUCCUUAUGAGUCGAAGCUUCACUUUUCUGUGCUUUCUCGUUCACCCAUACAAGAGUUAAUCUGA